Alosa alosa (allis shad) is the source of this 3423-nucleotide messenger RNA. RefSeq names its product ring finger protein 19B (gene rnf19b). Gene Ontology annotation, biological process: positive regulation of proteasomal ubiquitin-dependent protein catabolic process; protein polyubiquitination; ubiquitin-dependent protein catabolic process. The transcript has 10 exons. NCBI's taxonomy places the organism in Eukaryota, Metazoa, Chordata, Actinopteri, Clupeiformes, Clupeidae. Gene Ontology annotation, cellular component: ubiquitin ligase complex; cytoplasm. Gene Ontology annotation, molecular function: ubiquitin protein ligase activity; zinc ion binding; ubiquitin conjugating enzyme binding. The record is from RefSeq and is a predicted model, not a curated record. The coding region runs from base 883 to 3030 and encodes 715 amino acids.
CGGGGCUUUCCUCUCUGACGUGAGUGGAAAAGCAAAGCAAGCGAGCUGUGAUAGUCUGUGUGGCACUGGUUGAGGGAACUGAGCCGGUGGGCGAGUCUGGAUAGUCUGUAAAUCGCUGUGUGUAAGGCAGCUAUUUCAGUUGGACCUAGGUAGAGGAUCUGGUUAGGUGGGCCGCUGCCGAUACAAAAGAGAAGGAGAAAACACGCCCUGAAGCGUCAUUGCGCACAGCGGCGCCCGAAGAUUUAAUACCACUGGUUUCAGCUGGCUCUAACUCACCCGCCAGACGGAGCGAGAGCGAGAGAUCGAGAGAGAAAGAGAGAGAGGAGCAACUUCACCAGAAAGCCUGCGAGUACUCAAGAACAGGAGGAACUGGAACUGAGCCCUUUGGGAUUUUUCUGAAUCAAACACUUGCCUUAGACACUUCCCGUUGCGCCUCUUCUUUGUUUUGUACCGGCUUUUUUCUAAAUACCUUUUUAUACAGCUGAACACAGCAAUGGCAAUGAUGCCAGUAUACAGGUAACAGAAUAUUGUUUUGUAUUUGCUGCACUGAUCAACUGGAUGUGACAACUACCGCGGACACAAAAGAGAGAGAAACAUUUUCUCUUUCGUUUUGCUGACCACAUCCUUGUUUAGUUUUUUGUCCUUGAACAGAAGUUAAUUGUUAUAACUGUUGAAAUACACUGCUUUGACAUCCUGUUUUUGGUCACUCAGUGUCGACCUGUGAGUGACUGUAGGACAUUUUUAGUAAGGACAGUAUUACAGUGUGUGUUAGAGGCCAAGCCCAGAGGAGCUAUCCAUUCGUCCUCUUCACAGCAGGACCAUACAUACACACAAGUGUACCGGCAUCUGUGUGCUAGCAGUGGACUUAGUCUCUGUGGGAACAUGGGCUCAGAGAAAGAUGCCGAAUCUCCGCACUCGUCUGUCAGUGGCCUCGCCAACCCCAAAUGCCGGACGCCGGGCAAGAAGCAGCGGCGCAUCUCCUUCCACAGCUUGUUCCAGAGUAAACGAGGGGGCCGCGGCGGCCCUCGUGGGGGCAAAGGGGCCUCUGCCCUACCCCUGACCCCCCAGCAGCAGCAGCCCCAGCCUCCGCCCCCCACUGCUCCCGCUACCUCCCCUGCGCUGCCCUCGGAUGCCCCACUGCCCCUGCCCAGCGGCGAGACGUCGGAGCCGCUGUCAUCCAGCCACGGGUCACUGGGCGGCUCGCGGGAAGGCUCUGGCUCCGGCUCGGCGACGGGAACGGGAACGGCCGCCGGCUCGGUCUCGGGCGGCGAGCUGCUGGAGUGCCCGCUGUGCCUGACGCAGAAGCCGGCCGAGCAGCUGCCCGAGCUGCAGGGCUGCCGCCACCGCUCCUGCCUGGGCUGUCUGCGCCAGUACCUACGCAUCGAGAUCAGCGAGAGCCGCGUGCAGCUGGCCUGCCCCGAGUGCGCCGAGCGCCUGGCCCCGUCGCAGGUCGCCGCCAUCCUGGACGACCAGCCCAUGAUGGAGAAGUACGAGGAGUUCCUGCUGCGCCGCUGCCUUGCCUCCGACCCCGACUGCCGCUGGUGCCCCGCCCCGGACUGCGGCUUUGCACUGAUCGCAUCCGGCUGUGCCAGCUGCCCGCGGCUGGUGUGUGGAAGGGAGGGCUGCGGCGCGGAGUUCUGCUACCACUGCAAGCAGCCAUGGCACCCCAAUCAGACGUGCGACUCAGCCCGCCAGCAGAGGAACAGCAACCACUCACCCAGCUACACCGCAGAGCAAGGCCCAGCGGACGACAUUAAGCCUUGCCCACGCUGUGGUGCUUACAUCAUUAAGAUGAAUGAUGGGAGCUGUAAUCACAUGACUUGCGCCGUGUGUGGCUGUGAGUUCUGUUGGCUCUGUAUGAAGGAGAUCUCAGACCUACACUACCUCAGCCCAUCUGGUUGUACCUUCUGGGGUAAGAAGCCAUGGAGUCGUAAGAAGAAGAUCCUGUGGCAGCUAGGCACUCUCAUUGGGGCGCCAGUGGGCAUCACUCUGAUCGCGGGCAUUGCAGUGCCUGCCAUGGUUAUUGGCAUCCCAGUGUACGUGGGGCGUAAGAUCCACUCACACUAUGAGGGGAAGAAGACGUCACAUCACCGUAGAAACCUUGCCAUCACAGGAGGCGUGGCCCUGUCUGUCAUCACCGCUCCCGUCAUCGCUGCGGUCAGCGUGGGUAUUGGUGUGCCUAUCAUGUUGGCGUAUGUGUACGGGGUUGUACCUAUCUCUCUUUGCCGUGGGGGUGGAUGCGGUGUGAGCCGUGGAAAAGGGAACGGUGUGCGGAUCGACUUCGAUGAAGAUGAUGGGCCAAUUACUGUGGCCGAUGCAUGGCGUGCUCUGAAGUCGCCCAGUCUUGGUGAGAGCAGCCUGGAGGGAGGGGCCAGCGGCCUGAGUACCACCUCUCCCAGUGAGGCCGUUUCCGUGGCACCAGGACCCCUCACUGAGACGCCACAUUUCAACACACUGGCAGGGGGCGCUCUAGGGGCGAGAGCCGGCAAAUACAGCAGACUGGAGGUGAAAGGCGGUGAGCUGGGGAAAGAGACGGUGAGGCGGGAGACUGGAAGCGACUGUGCCAGCACCAGGGGCAUGGCAGGAUCCAUCACCUCCUCCUACACCAUACCAGACCGGGAGGGCACCAACCUGGAGAUUCAGGUGGACAUUGAGACUAAACCCAGCCACCUCUGUCUGACCAGCGAGGAGGACUUGGCCCCUCCCACGGCUGCCAUGAUGGCGGCGGCGGCCGCCGCUGAUGAGCCUCUGGACUGCAGCUCGAGGAGGGGCGGUGUGCUGGCGGGCUCGUUACUAGGGCUGUCACCGGGCGUGUCUCUCAGGGAAGGGCUCCGGGACGUGACGCUCGCACAGCCGGAGAGCAUCCGCAGUGACCUGGAGAUGUCGGACACGCAGUCGGACGACAUCGCCGAGCUCACCUCGGACGACUGCGACUCGCCUAGAGCUCCGGCCCCGCUCCAGCCCACCUGUCGAGUUCCGCCUCCCGGCGACGGCCUGCACUGUCCUGAUAAUGUCAUUUUGUACGUGUGACAGAGAGAGAGAGCAAGAGAGAAACGAGAUGAAGAGGAAGAGUUUCUGGCGAACGUAAUGCACAAUCAGCCAAGUCCUACAUCUCCCCAGCUCCUUGUUUGUUUAUGAAGCUUUUUUCCCCACAUUUGCUGCUUAUUAUUUUUUUUAACAAACUCCUUUAAAGGCAGGCAGCCCAUUGACACUAGUGCCAUCAGUCCCAGAAUUCCUUGGACCUGCCAUCCCAAAGCCCUCGGGUCCUCUGACACAAAAGAAGGGACAGGGAUCUACCAUAGAGACUUAUUGGUGGAGUGUACUGGCGAUGGGGCAGCUCUACUUCUGAGAGCAGAAUUUGAGUGUUUGUUUGUGUGUGUGUGUGUGUGUGUGUGUGUGUGUGUGUGUGUGUGUGUGUGUAUU